AUGAUUAACAGGUUGCUCAAGAAACUGGAAAUGGAUUUGAAGCAAUGUCCUCCAACAGGAGAAAAUUCCUUGAGUUUGAAGUGGCUGGAAUGUUUCAGCAACAGCUUUGAAGAUUUAAUUGCAAAUUCACCGGCAUUUGGAAAUAUUCUGAAAACAAUUAAGGCAGAGUACGAUAACUACAUUUCAUAUUUGCUGGACAUCCAUUUGACACAUGGGAAGAUUCUCCAAGAGGAAAUUCAGCAAAUGUCAAAAGGAAGCAUCUCUACUCAACUUUCUUUAUCUCAGGCCAAACAUAAAAUGGAAGAGCUUGAAAGCACAGCAGUCAAACUAUUGGAAAAUACAGAAAAAUUGCAGAAAGAAAUUACUGAAGAAACUGAAGCAGCCAAAGCAAAAAGUAUAGAAAGCAUAAGUGAAGAACAAGUGGAACCAGUUUCCUCUCGUAGUUCUGGAGAUUUAUACCAUGAAGUGGAAGAAUUGCGAGUGGCCAUUUUGUCUCGUCUGGAUGAAUUGAAUGGCAUGAGAGAGGAUAUUUUGGCAAAUUAUGUUCCUGUUUCUGUGUGUCAUAACCUGGAACAAUGCAUCAGAGAAACGGAGAUGGAGUUGCAAAAAUUAAUCAAACAGAAUGAAUAUUAUCAAAGAAGCAGUAGUGAGAUGGAAGGCUACUUGAAGGAGGCCAUUGUUGAAGCUGACACCAGUGAUAGAGACGUUAGGAGAAUCUGGAGGAAGAUUUAUUCUCGGAAACAUCUUGGAGAAUCUGAAGACAUUAACAAAGUGGAUGAAAAUCAAGAAUCAGAUGAAGAUGAUGAUCAUGAGAGUAAAUGGAAUUGGUACAUUUCUUAA
Molecule: messenger RNA, 840 nt
Organism: Acanthosepion pharaonis
Lineage: Eukaryota; Metazoa; Mollusca; Cephalopoda; Sepiida; Sepiidae
Source: the annotation of a GenBank genome assembly